Messenger RNA from Malassezia restricta, 417 nucleotides. RefSeq names its product trafficking protein particle complex subunit 4. The coding region runs from base 1 to 417 and encodes 138 amino acids. The transcript has a single exon. The record is from RefSeq and is a predicted model, not a curated record. Gene Ontology annotation, biological process: endoplasmic reticulum to Golgi vesicle-mediated transport. NCBI's taxonomy places the organism in Eukaryota, Fungi, Basidiomycota, Malasseziomycetes, Malasseziales, Malasseziaceae. Gene Ontology annotation, cellular component: TRAPP complex.
AUGGCAUCGCUGUGGAUCAUCAACAAGGCUGGCGGGCUUAUAUUCCAGUCGGAGCACUUUGACUAUCCGCAUCAACGGAACCAUGAAGCUGAACUGACAUCGAAUGAUUAUCUGAUUCUCGCAGGCACGCUGCAUGGCAUACACGCGAUCACCUCGCGGAUUGUGCCGGCGCCCGACAAGGAGAGUCAGGGCUUCCACAUGCUCGAGGCAGAGAAUUUUGUGAUGCAUGUCAAAAUGACCGAGACAGGGACCAAAUUUGUGCUACUAGCGCCUACGACGCAAACGAAUGCAGCUGGUAUUUUGCAGCGAGCGUACGAGCUCUAUGUCGAGCAUGUGAUGAAGAACCCCUUUUACAUCGCCGAGAUGCCGAUUCGUGUUGAGGCCUUUGAUCGAGAGAUGCAUCUUCUUCUCCGGUAG